GCACGCAGAACAAACAAAGCACCUUUUCUUUCCACAAAUCUCCCUAAAAUCUACCUUGCUAUACCACACUACCCCAGUGACUCAGCCAAUACACCUACAACCAUGUCCGGCGAAUCCCUCCCGAUCUCUCCGGCCGCCUUCGCCGAAGCCAUCCAAGAGCUACCCCUCCCCGUCCUCUACGCCAAGGUCUCCGAGAUCCGAAAUUCGAUCGCCCACCUCCAUCGCUCGAACGCAGAACUGCAGACCUUCAUCGACGAGUCGUGUGAGAGUGACACCGAAAAGCGAGAGCUGGAGAGCUAUAUCACAGAGAAUAAAGAUGUGCUCACAUCUAUGAUGGAAAGGGUCACGCUACUCAAAACGGAGGUCGAAAAUCGCGGGCAACAGUGGAUCGAGCUGGACGAGAUAAAGGAGACAAAUGGCGAUACACAUGAGGCCCCUGCGCAUUCAAGUCAGACAAAUGCUGUCUCGACGAGGGAAAAUGCUUCCGGGAAUACACGAGGCGGGGGACAAGAGGAGGAAGAGGAAGGUGUUUAUUUGUAGGGGAUUUGUUCUUGCAGCUUGCAUCGUGGACUCUCUCACUCAAAGGUUUCGAUUCCUAUGUUGAGAAAAUGUUUAUUGAAGUGAUUAAUUGGCCCAUAGACUUGUAUACCCAGGACAUAGUCAUCUUCAAUACAGUGCUACUAUCUAG
Messenger RNA from Aspergillus aculeatinus CBS 121060, 688 nucleotides. RefSeq lists its product as uncharacterized. The transcript has a single exon. NCBI's taxonomy places the organism in Eukaryota, Fungi, Ascomycota, Eurotiomycetes, Eurotiales, Aspergillaceae. The coding region runs from base 103 to 540 and encodes 145 amino acids. Gene Ontology annotation, molecular function: protein-macromolecule adaptor activity. Gene Ontology annotation, biological process: proteasome regulatory particle assembly. The record is from RefSeq and is a predicted model, not a curated record.